GUGCACCUAGUGAUGCCGAAGCCUCCGACAGCGACAGCGACGACUUGGUGCAAGCGCUUAUGGGUGAUGUUGAGAGUGUGGUCGACCCCGAGCUGGAUGAGAUAGCACGCCUGGGUACAGGAAAAGUCUACAGCAAUGCCUCCCGAAACCUGCAUAACUUCCUGCAUCGGAAAGGAAAAACGCUGCCUGUGGCCAUAUCUUCAGUGAAGCUGAUUAUCCGACGCCCCAAGAAAGGGGGUGGUGAAUUUGUCACAGACUAUCCCCUGAUUUACUUGUCAAGUUGGAUGAAGUACAUCUUGCAGAGUGGUGGCGAAUUCCUCUUGGGUGGCUGGACUACUGACCAGCCAGACAACUACAAGCGGAUGCUUUCCAGAUUCUGGCAACGGUAUCGAGUAGUGAAUGCUGUCCAUCCAAUAUACUCCGAGAAGUCCUCCGAGCAGUGGGCAUUUUGCAUACCAGUUGCAGUGCAUGGUGACGAAGGAAGAGGGCUGGCAAAACUGCCAGUGCUUGUCGAAUCAUAUCAACCAAUUUUGCCGGGGAGUGGUGAAGACAAACUCAACCUGGUUGGGCAUACCUACACCACACGCUUGCUGGCUACAAUCCUGCCAUCAGCAUGUUAUGCCAAGAAAGACCAGUCGGUGGACGGCCUCCACAGGGCCAUGGCUGAUGAUCUGACUGCCUCGUUUCGCGACGGAGUGACUGUUGAGGCCGGGAAUGGGGCCGUGCAGCUUUGA
Symbiodinium sp. CCMP2456 is the source of this 734-nucleotide messenger RNA. Lineage: Eukaryota; Dinophyceae; Suessiales; Symbiodiniaceae. The record is from the annotation of a GenBank genome assembly.